This is a messenger RNA of Lytechinus pictus (painted urchin), 4826 nucleotides long. Its product is annotated as chloride channel protein C-like. Lineage: Eukaryota; Metazoa; Echinodermata; Echinoidea; Temnopleuroida; Toxopneustidae. The transcript has 18 exons. The record is from RefSeq and is a predicted model, not a curated record. Gene Ontology annotation, biological process: chloride transport; transmembrane transport. Gene Ontology annotation, cellular component: membrane; intracellular membrane-bounded organelle. Gene Ontology annotation, molecular function: voltage-gated chloride channel activity. The coding region runs from base 20 to 2587 and encodes 855 amino acids.
UCUUUAUUCAGCAGGAAGGAUGAAGAUCAGAGGUGGUAAAGAGUCUAAGUAUGGGGUCGGAGAAGAUCAUCACCCAACAGAUGACACAAAUCGAUUUUUUGCCAAGGGGCGGGACUACGAAAGUCGCUUUGUCAACCAUCAAUAUACGGCCCAGGAGCGGGAGAUCUUAUCAGCAUAUGAGAGUCUGGACUACCUUCCACCACACAGUCAUGUCUAUAAGAAUUGGCUCAAGCAACAACCAGCUAGACUUGAUUGGGAUCGAUGGGUGAUGAUGGGUCUGAUCGGGUUCACCACGGGCAUUGUGGGAUUCCUCCUUCAUCAGAUGAUAGAUCUUAUAUCAGACUUCAAAUGGGACAGGACAGAAAAAUAUCUACAGGAGAGAAGUAUGGGAAUAGCUUGGCUUUUCUUAACUGGAGUCAGUUUGGCUAUUGUCUUGGCUGGCACUAGUAUUGUUGUGUACUUGCGACCUUCUGCUGCUGGUUCUGGGAUGCCUGAACUGAUUGGGUUCCUGAACGGGACCAAGGUACGUCACAUUUUCAACGUGAAGACCCUGGUGGUGAAGUUCUUCUCUUGUAUCUGUGCCGUUAGCAGCGGACUACCAGUAGGACCAGAAGGUCCUAUGAUCCAUAUGGGAUCCCUGAUUGGUGCAGGAGUGAGUCAGUUCAAAUCAGAGACUAUGAAAUUUGCCCUGCCAUUAUUUGAAAGAUUUAGAAACCCAGAAGAUAGACGAAAUUUCAUAUCAGCUGGAGCGGCAGCUGGGGUAGCGUCGGCCUUUGGAGCUCCUGUGGGGGGACUCUUGUUCGCUAUGGAAGAGGUCUCAUCGUUUUGGAGUAUGAAAUUAUCAUGGCAGGUGUUUUUCUGUUGCAUGGUAUCAACAGUUACAACCGACCUCUUCAACUCGGCUUUCUCAGCGUUCAGAUACCAAGGAAACUUUGGGCUUUUCAAGGCAGAGAAAUACAUCAUGUUUCAGGUCAGAGAAGGCAUCGAUGUCAACAUCAUCAUGUUUAUCCCGACGGUCAUCAUCGGAAUCAUCGGCGGUGUCCUGGGAAGCCUGUUUGUCUUCAGUAACCUCAAGCUUGCUAGACUCAGACGACGCAUGAUCGCUUUGACAAGGUUACCAUGGCAACAGAAACUCAUGAGACUGUCGGAACCCUGCAUUAUUAUAAUUUUAGUGGCCACAGGCACUGUUUUUCUACCAGCGGCCUUCAAGUGUUCACCCUACACAUGCUAUUAUGAAGGAGAAAACAAACCGCCAACUGGGUAUAGUCCUAGAUGUUUAGAUGAACAAGCUUCUACAGGGGAAUCAGUCAGCAUGUAUACAUGUGAGCCAGGCGUGGUUCAAUACAACUCCAAUGGCACCUUAGCAUUCAGUAACAAGACUUUCAAUCAAGUUGCUACCCUCCUAUUUGUGACCGGUGAAGAAGCCAUCCAUCACCUCUUCUCUCGUGACACCCACUGGGAGUUCACCUACGGUGCUCUUUUCACCGUCCUUGCAUUCUACUUCAUCAUGGCUUGCUGGUCGUGUGGACCUUCCAUCUCGGCUGGUCUGGUGGUUCCCAUGCUGUAUAUAGGUGGUCUGUAUGGCCGGCUGAUUGGACUGACGAUGGUGUCAAUGUUUGGCGUCCAGACCGGUGAAUACUGGGCGUGGAUGGAUCCUGGAGCGUUUGCUCUGAUUGGUGCAGCAUCCUUCUUUGGGGGCGUGUCUAGGUUGACCAUGUCUCUCACUGUCAUUAUGAUGGAGAUCACCAAUGACAUCCAGUUCUUGCUACCGAUCAUGGUAGCCAUCAUGGUAGCCAAGUGGGUCGGAGACUACCUGACCCAUCCCCUAUACCAUGCCCUUCUAGAGGUCAAGUGUAUCCCUUUCCUGGAUGAGGAACCGGUCAUCAUGCAUCAAGGAAAAAAUGUGAACUUGGAGUUAUAUCAAGCUAAACACGCAAUGACAUCACCGGUGCGAACGCUUCAUCCCAGAGUGUCCGUUGAGGAAGUUGCGAAGCUUCUAAUAGAGACGGGACAUGGAGGGUAUCCCGUUAUCAAGGGAGGGGAUGAUCCUAGCAACAAAAACCAGUUCCGGGGUAUCAUCACCAGAAUUGAGCUUCAGGUUAUCUUGCUGAAUGAAGAUCUCUUUCAAGGACCAAAUGAUACCCUUGACCAAGAUAACCCGGAAGUGAAUCCAUUAGAUUACCAGAAGUUACGAUUAGAUCAUUUGAAGGAUAAACAGUCAGCUUACAGCUUAUUCCAAUCAUAUGUGGAGGAUGAGAGAUAUCAACACAUGUUCAUCAAUUUGACACCUUAUGUGAACCAAUCAGCUCCAUGCAUCCCAGACUACUUCUCCCUCCAUCGGACCUACAUCAUAUUCCGUACCCUUGGUCUCAGACAUCUCACCGUGGUUGACGCCCAGAACCAGGUCUUGGGCAUCAUCACAAGAAAGGAUCUCAUGGGUUUCAGGAUGGAGGAGAAGCUUGACGCAGUUCUUCAUCCGUCGUCGGUGACACUCAACAAUGGCUUGUCCUCGCAGGAAAACUCCAAUGUAGAGCUUUCAGAUAAUUUUGAAGAAUGGGACUAUUUGGAUGCCACCAUCGGAACGUGACCUUGGGCUUGAGGUGCUAAAGAAGGUGCUUAACACGUUAAAUUAGUCUACAAUAUCAGUAUGUCUAACACCAUGAUGCCAAAGUUUGCGUUAAGUAUAAACUCAGUCAUUCCAAGACAAUGCAUAAGUGCAUUCUUUGAAAGGCCGCUGAACACUUGUAAUGGAUAUGAUUACAUGUAUAGGCAAAACACAAGGCAAAUAUGUGUAUGUAACCAGCCACCCCCAAACCAACAAUAAGUCACCAGGGAACGUUCUCUGUAAAUAGCUAAAACAAUAAUUUGGUCUUCAAAAAGUAAAAAUUAGAAAAAAAGCUUAUCUGAAAGAAUAACUUUUCUUCAUACUGUCAAAAUUUGAAGAUGUAAAGUUAAAUUUUAUGUCAAAAUCUAUAACAAAAUUGGACAUAUGUUAGAAAAAAAGGAAAAUUAUUUUGCUCAUUUGCUUCACUUGGUUGCAGCAUUUUAGAAAUGUUUACCCCAGACACCAUGUCUGGUCCAAUUUUUAGCUCAUUACUCUACUGAAUACAAUAAUGGCCAACGGUAGCAUAGUUAAUGACUUCAUGAUAUGUAGCCCAGAUCAUUUUCAACUUAGUGCUUUAGACAUGCUCUUAUGUUUGAUAAAUAAAAUGCCUCACCCAGAGAGAAAAAAAGAUAUAUUUUAUGAAAUAUAUUCCUGAAUUGAUAGAAUGAUAUGACUAUGAGGAUGAUGUAAUAAAUUCAGACUUCAAAUAUUCAAAAGAUUAGUAGUAUGGGUGGAUCCUCUAUGUAGUUUAAUCAUGUAGUGAGUAUCUUGCCAUAGGCCCAUGUACUUUAGAGACAGACUUUAUAUAAGACAUUUUUAAACAAAAUAAUUCAACAUACUUGUGAUUUCUAUCAAGAAAUUAUGAAAGCUGUUUGAAUUAUGAUGGCUCUGUAUUGAACAGGAAUGCUGCUAAGCAUCAUGUCAUUAUUUUGAUUCCUGUGAAAAAUCUGUGGUAUGGUUGUUACAAACAGUAAUAGGAAACUGUUUAUCAUUCUAGUAGGCUUUCAUUGUAAGACUACAUGAACACAAUGUUGCAUCCUGGGUAAUGCAUCAGGAACUAUGUGGGUAGAUAAGGAAUUGAGCUGAUAAUGUUAAAAGUGACCGUGACAGAUGAGAUGGCCUUAAUAUAUAAAAAAUUAUAAUUAUAUGUAAACUAGAAUAUCAGAACAUAUGGAUCUUAAACAAACCAUUGCUAACUACCGUAAAUGUCUGAUAUUUGUUUUCCCUUUUUGUCUAGUAUUUCUAUAAAGACAUAAUUUUCAAUAUUGAAUUGAAUUUAUUUUCAUACUUCACAAGAUAACAAAAUAAUAACGAUACAAGAAAUACAUUUGAUCACAUACAAAAUAUAAAAGAUAAUUGUAGUAAAUAAAAGUGAAAUAUGAAGGAACCUGCAUAAAAAGCAGAGCUUGUAAUGUCUGCAGGUUCCUUAUAGAAGAUUAUGAAUUGCUCUCGUUAUAUACUCGGUAAAAUCACUUAAUACUUGUGUAUUGUUAUUAAUAUAAUACGUUGUAAUAGUAUAUUAAUAAUAUUGUUAUGUAUGAGGCACUUAAGGCAUAAUAUAUCCAAGUGCUUAUGUAUCAUUAAUGAUUAGGCCUACAGCAAAUAGACAGAUUGUGCAAUCCAUAUUUGUAUGUUUUGUUGUUUUUUUGUUAGAAAUGCGGGACAUUUCUGGAUAUGUGCGAUAUUUUGUUGAGUAUAAGAUGUAUUAACAUUCUAAAAUGUUUCUGUAACAGUUUUCAACACAUGAAUACAUUUGAUUUGAAAUCAUAUGCAUCAUUAAUUUAAAAAAAAUGUCUUCAUUGCCAAACUGAUAUGGAAAGUCCCUAGUGGAGAACACACCCCCAUCAGAACUUUUGUUGUCAAAUUAUACAUUCUAUUAAAUAUGAGCAGCGAUCAUUUCUGUCAUGUAGGCAAUAUUAGUAUUUUUGCUAUUUUUUUCAUCAAAUUCAUAUUCAUUCAAGUGUUUCGAAAUGCACACUAUGAGUGUAAAAGUGUUCAAAAGUGUUUCAUAUCAUAUACAGCCUGAAUAUUCCAAUCAUUUAACUGCAGGGGACGUGAACAUUGUUUGGUUCAAGUGAAUAAUAUAAGGUGAGCUCCCGCAAUGUUUGUAUCUUUUAAAGAGAAACAAAAAGGUUCAUAAGUAUUGUGUAUGUCAUUACUAACUAUUUCAUUGUGCUGUCACUAAUACUGUCUGAAUUGAAAUUAAACGAAGAUAAUUUUA